AUGGCUACGCAAUAUUCUUCCUCACAAGCAAAUGGCGCGUGGGAGAGAAAGCUUUGUGCUGCAGGAAGGGUGCAAUGGAGAAUGUUGUUUGAACCCUCUUUAACAUAUGUUGCCAACCAAAAAGCUAUAGAAGCACUUGAAAAGUACCAAGAUAAGAAGAGACCAGCAAUGGACCAAGUGGUGCCUAGCUUUCAGAAACUAGAGCAAAAGUUAGGAUUGCACAAUCAGUGCAUUCGUGGUAGCAUCUGA
Molecule: messenger RNA, 249 nt
Organism: Sphenostylis stenocarpa
Lineage: Eukaryota; Viridiplantae; Streptophyta; Magnoliopsida; Fabales; Fabaceae
Source: the annotation of a GenBank genome assembly